Messenger RNA from Rhizoctonia solani, 987 nucleotides. RefSeq names its product glycoside hydrolase family 43 protein. The transcript has 13 exons. Gene Ontology annotation, molecular function: hydrolase activity, hydrolyzing O-glycosyl compounds. The coding region runs from base 1 to 987 and encodes 328 amino acids. Gene Ontology annotation, biological process: carbohydrate metabolic process. Lineage: Eukaryota; Fungi; Basidiomycota; Agaricomycetes; Cantharellales; Ceratobasidiaceae. The record is from RefSeq and is a predicted model, not a curated record.
AUGAAAUUAUUGAAUGUCCUUUCGUUUGUUGCUUUCUACGCUUUGACCGCGUAUGCGUUUACCAACCCUCUCAAGACGAAGGAUGGUUCGGACCCUUUUAUGGUGUACUCAAAUGGCUACUAUUACCUGACGACGACGUCAUGGAGUAAUAUUCAGAUUACUAGAGCAACUUCAAUGGCUGGUCUCAAAACCGCGACACCCAAGAUCAUUUGGUCAGAUACAACUGCAAGCCGCUGCUGCAAUUUGUGGGCUCCCGAAAUCCACUGGAUCACUUCAGAGAAUGCGUGGUUUGUUUACUAUACAGCCGGUACUGCUGGUGUCGAAAAUCAGCAUAUACAUGCUUUGAAGAGUAGCUCGAGUGAUCUUUGGGCGUCAGUCUGGUCCUACGCAGGACGAGUUACUAUUCCAAACAAGGACACCUGGUCCAUUGACGCAACAAUUCUGAACCACUCUUCGGGAUCUUAUCUGGUAUAUUCGGCUUACGAUUCGACCGUUUUCCAGAGCGACCAAUGCAUGUAUAUCGCUAAACUUAAUUCUCCCACUACUGCCGGCAACGCAUCUAAGCUCUCGUGCCCAACAAACACAUGGGAAAAAAUUGUUACUGGUGUCAACGAAGGCCCAGCCGCUCUGUAUCACGGUGGGCGUACAUGGAUCGUAUAUUCAGCGUCUCACUGCUCGGGAACUGGAUAUGCCCUAGGAAGACUGGAGCUCACGGGUGCCGAUCCACUCUCUACUUUAUCUUGGACCAAAUACAACGCUGGCCCAAUUUUCCAAGCAGCCAAUGGGAGCUAUGCCGUUGGGCAUAAUGGGUUCUUUACUGCACCUUCGGGCAAUAUUUACAACGUUUACCAUGCCUCGCCAUCUUCCGCUGUUACGUGUGACGGAAAUCGUCGUACCAUGGUCCAGGCUGUCAACUGGAAUAGUGAUGGGACUCCUAAUUUGGGUAGUCCACGCCCAAUCUCGGAGAAUAUUCCUGAGCCCGCCUGA